This is a messenger RNA of Eriocheir sinensis (Chinese mitten crab), 5065 nucleotides long. RefSeq names its product cationic amino acid transporter 2-like (gene slif). The coding region runs from base 339 to 3626 and encodes 1095 amino acids. The transcript has 15 exons. The record is from RefSeq and is a predicted model, not a curated record. Gene Ontology annotation, cellular component: plasma membrane. Gene Ontology annotation, biological process: amino acid transport; transmembrane transport. NCBI's taxonomy places the organism in Eukaryota, Metazoa, Arthropoda, Malacostraca, Decapoda, Varunidae. Gene Ontology annotation, molecular function: amino acid transmembrane transporter activity.
ACACCCCGCGGCAACAUGACAGACGGGAGCCGGGAGGAGGUGUGAGGUAUGAGCGAGUGCGUGCUGGUGUGAGUACGUGACAGGACGCGUACGUGGCGGGGUGAGGAAGAGAAGAGGGGAAUAAUAUGUAAGUGCACGGACCGGGGUGAUUUGUACGUGGUUAUAGUGUCAUGGAGGAGCACGUGUGAGGGGGCAACCAGCACGGCCAUGACCACCUGUUGCAGCCACUGUCCGGCCAUGAGGGGAGCAUAGUGUGGUGUCUCCAGGGCCGUGUGAGGCGCCCCUGCACCCUCUGGAAGGUUACACCUUAGAAUAGGCUUUAUUACAACAACAGCAAGAUGGCAGGUAUUGUGGAGAAGCUCACGCGGCGGAAAGUGGUGGAUUUUGGCCACUCUGAACUACGGCGAGUACUGGGCAUCCUGGACCUCACCAUGCUGGGUGUGGGCUCCACCAUUGGGGUUGGCAUCUACGUGUUGGCGGGUGAGGUGUCUCGCAGCACCAGUGGACCGGCUGUCACCAUAUCUUUCCUCAUUGCUGCCAUUGCCUCCCUGUUUGCUGGACUGUGUUAUGCUGAAUUUGGGGCAAGGGUUCCAAAGGCUGGGUCAGCAUACAUCUACACAUAUGUCUGCAUCGGCGAGUUUGUGGCAUUCAUCGUUGGAUGGAACUUGAUCCUGGAGUAUGUUAUUGGGACAGCGAGUGUGGCGAGAGGCUUCAGUCAGUAUGUUGAUGCUCUGGCCAAUGACUCAAUAGAAAAUGCAUUCUACAAUGCGAUGCCGCUGGUGUCUGAGGAUAAAUACUAUGACAGCUUUCUCUCCCCAUAUCCAGACUUCUUGUCAUUUGGUCUGGCACUUGUGUUAUCAGUGACAUUGGCGCUGGGGGUGAAGGAGUCUUCCACCAUGAACAACAUAUUCACCGGCAUCAACAUCAUCGUGAUCCUCUUCGUCAUCAUCGCUGCCGGAACACAAGCCAACACUUACUACUGGAGCAUCCCCGAGGAUGAGGUUGAGGAAGUGUGCAACGUCACUGCAUCUGACCCUGGUGCAAAUGAGGACUGGGGAACAGGAGGCUUUGUGCCCUUUGGCUUUGAAGGAGUUAUGGAGGGCGCUGCCACCUGCUUCUUUGGCUUUGUCGGCUUUGAUGUUAUAGCCACUACAGGUGAGGAAGCCCUGAACCCAUCCCGCACCAUACCCAUCUCCAUCGGCCUCUCCCUCUUCAUCAUUUUCCUGUCGUACUUUGGUGUAUCGGCAGUCAUCACACUUGCUGUCCCGUACUGCCUGCAGGAUAAAGAUGCUCCCUUGGUUGUUCUUUUUGAUGAAGAGAACAUUGGUUGGCCAGCUGCCAAGUGGUUUGUUAGUAUUGGUGCUCUGUUUGGAUUCUCUGCAAGUCUCUUUGGGGCCAUGUUCCCUCUGCCUCGGGUUAUUUAUGCAAUGGCCAGUGAUGGUCUGGUGUUCCGCUCUCUGUCCAGCAUCAGCAAGAAGUUCCAGACGCCCACCCUGGCCACCGCACUCUCUGGCUUGUUUGCUGGUUUAAUGGCAAUGCUCUUCAACCUGGAUGCCUUGGUGAACAUGAUGAGUAUUGGAACGCUGAUGGCAUACACCAUUGUGGCAGUGUGUGUCAUGCUCCUCAGGUACACAGACAAUGAGUUUAAUGAUGACAAGUCGGAGUACACGCUGCUGUCUUCCUCGUACAGAGUGGAUGACGACGAGGAGGAGGCAGGAGGCAAGAUAAUGUCUACUUUGACAGGUGAAUCCUCCCACAGUGCCUCAGAGUAUGUUAACCAGUUCUUCAACACCAAGAGACUCAGCAAACCCACCGACCUCACUGCUUCACUCGUCACCUAUGCCAUCCUCAGCUUCUGUGCGCUGAUGCUGGUGUUUGACGUGCUGCUGGUGACCCUGGGGAGCAAACUGGCUGAAGGGAAUGGUUGGGCCAUUGCUGCCAUUGUCAUCGUUGGUGCCCUGAACAUACUCAAUGUCUUAAUCAUUGCCCUACAGCCUCAGUCUCAAAAACAGCUCUCAUUCAAGGUUCCGCUGGUGCCAUGGUUGCCGGCCUUCAGCACCUUCAUCAACCUGUACCUGAUGUGCAACCUGAAGGUGGACACCUGGAUACGUUUUGCAGUGUGGAUGGCCAUUGGCUUCCUUGACUAUUUUGCCUAUGGCUUGAUGAACAGCUCUUUGAAUAAGGGAGGGAAUGCCAAUCAAGGCCAUGAAAACCUUGGCUACCUUAGUGACAACCUCAACAAGCAGCAGCUGGUCAUCCCUACCAUUGAGAUCCAGCCUGCCACACCUCUCAGUUCUGAACCCAACACGCCAGUCGUUAAACCCAAGAAACAGAAGACCCCUCCGCCCCCCUCCCCACUUGCUGCAGCAGAGACACAAGGGGACAGCAGUGUUGGCUCUCAGAGUAGCAAGACAAGUGGAAAUGAUCUUGAUGGCCCCAUCUAUCCUGUGAGUGCUGCAGCUAUCGUUGCAUCGCUCAUGACGGGUGAAGAUGACAAAGAGAAGAAUACUGAGGAUGAUACAGACAAAGGGAAGGAUACAGACAGCGAAGAUGGCGAUGACAAAAUUAAAAAGAAAGAUGAAGGGAACUCAGGUAAUAUGGAGAAGGAGGAGGAAAAGAUGAGAGGAAGUGGUAGUCCUGAGUUGAGUGUUGUUAAUGAAGUGUCACAGGAUGGUGCUGAUAAAGCCCUGCAGCCCAUCAUUAUAGGCAGCCCACAACUGCCAGCUGAAACAUCUGCCCCAUUUGACUCAACUGACUCUGGGAAGACUGAGGAAAACACCAAAGAAGAGGAUAAAAAAAUGGAUGUUGAAAAAUUAGAUGAUGAGAAACCAGACAGUAAAACUGAAGAUAAAGAAAAGGAAGACAGCAUCAAAGACAAAGACACCAACGGGAAAGAUAAACAUGUCAAGCCUCCACCCCUGGAUCUCUCCUCUGCCAACCCUCAAAAUAGUAAUGAGGAAUCUUCAGGUAUACCUCGAGCUUUCUACUCAUCACCAGAAUUUUCACCACCUCAGUCCCCACCACCCUCUCCACCACCCUCUUCUCCUGCCUCCUCAUCACAUCCCCCUCCCACCCUUGCCCGCUCAGUGUCAGAAAACACCCACAUUCGCAGUGUCCCCACAACCCCAGUAGGAAGAAGACAUCCGGUGAAGGUGCUCCGCCGCAUGUCCAGCUUUGAUGACAUUCCUCCUUCCUCUCCUGACAGUCCCUUUGCCAAGCGUGUAGCCAGUUUUGUGGUCAUUCCUGUCAAGGAGCCAGGAAUGGAUUCUACUGCAAGCAGCAUCCCAGCCUCACCCUCCACUAAGGAGUCGACCCUCUCCCAGGAAAACCUGUCUAAGGCUGUGGAUGUGCUUAACAAAUACAAGAGGGAUGAGGACAAGAUAUUGUUCACAGUUGGGAGUGUUGACUCUCUCGACAGCCUUUCCCCUGAACCAGGUGAUGAUGUUGAGUUCCUGUCUCCCAGAAGGGAGUUGGACCCUAUCAGGGAACGUGGUGAGAGUAAGAUAUAUGCAAAUGACAUAGACAAGACAGAAAUUAACCCGUCACCAGAAGAAGCCACUAAAUCAGAUGUAUCUGACAUACACUCACCAAAGACAGACACUCAAAACAAAGAAGGAAACAAAUAACCAAUAUGGAAGAAGAGGGCAAAUUUUCCGUUGAUGAGCUCCUCACUGCAGCUCAAGAAAGCUGCUUGUGCAUUAAGGGUCAUACCUCUGCCUCAACAGAGGGCAUCCAGAGAGAAGCUUCCAUUAAGUAUAAUACAGAACUGGAGUGACGUGGUUGGUAGUGGCAAAUAAUAAGGACACAAUCUUAUCAUUUCAUAUUCCAGUUCAUGUCAGCUACCCAGCUGGGUUCCAGAUGUAGGCUAAGAGUGAGCAAGAUAUAGGGAAUGCAGAUAUCUCAGACUAAGUUAGAGGUGCAUGAGGAGGUCCCAGGCAGCCCAGUAUCUGGUGGCCCAGAAAACCUUACUCACUGCCCUUGCUUUUUAUUCACCACACACACCCAUAUUUUUAGCUUGAAUAGGAUAGUUUUCUUCACUUGUGAUAUUUUUAAAACCAGUUAUAAUUUGGUUUGUGUGUGUUCAUUGAUCAUCUCACACACAGGUAAAUUUCUUAUGUUUCCAUUAUCCAUAUUUUAUUUCAGUUUGUAAUAUUGAGCAAAAUUUCUCCCACAUACAUUUAGUACUGUAUAAACAUAUUCAAGGUAACUCCAUACAUUUAUACUACAUGCCAAAAAUAAAAGUUAAGAUGGCUGUGCUUUGAUUCUGGAAGAAAUCAUGAUAUUUCCACGAUUUUUGAUUUUUGCUUGAAACCUAAUGUUUUGUUCUCUCUGCAGCCACAAAAGUGUGGUUUGGAAGUAUUUGGUGGUAAGGGCAGCACUGGGCAGCUGAUUUGUGUUUUUUUGUGCAAAGAAUGAGAUUUAAGAUCAAAUAUUGAGUUGUGAUAUUUUAGAAAAUUACAUAACAAACGGAUCAUUUAAUUUCAGUGUUCAUUAAAUUUUCACACUAUAAUGAAUUUUGGUGCCUUUAUACACCUAACAAAGACAGGGAAUGGGAAAUGUUCAUAUCAUUGUAUCACGGUUUUCCUUGUCCAGGACGAGGCACGCAGACACUUGUCAAGUCAAGAAACCAUGUCACAAUGUAUUGCACGAUGUAUUCCUAAUCUUGAUCUUCUGUCUGGUUAUUGACAUGAAGAUUUUUGAGUCUGCUCUUGAGGAUUAGAUGGAUAAAGUGUCAAAUGUCCAGAAAGUAAUUGCCAUUGUGAUUUGCAAAACUUGUGUAUAUAUGUUUUAAUUACUAGUAAUUAUUAAAGAUUGUUUUUAUGUGCAAUGUCUACAUAUUUUAUUCAUUGUAAUAUUAUGUAUACAUAAUAUUUGUAUAGAAUAUUUAUAAAUUUUGUGAAAUAGCCUCAGGUAUAAAUAGGCUUAAUUUUCAAGUGAGGGUAUACUGCACUGUAUGCUGCAUGAAACGCGUCACAAGUGUUGGAGUGACUGGGAAAUGUUGGCGGCACCAGUUGUGUGCACCGUGGACUCUAACAACCAUUUCGGAAAAUAAAAGAAAACCAUG